UAAUGCAAGCAGGAUAAUAAAUCAAUUAAGAGUAUGUAAGGAAUCUGAAGGAAAUAACAAAAGAGUAAUUUAUAGUUUUAUUGAAUAGAUUUUUGUGCCCUAUAUCUGCAAACAUAUAUAAUAUCUAAUUCUUAAAGUUUAGAAUCAGAGAUAUGGAAUCUGGAUAGGUGUUAUUUGAAGUAGAGAGAGAUCCAAAUGAAGAAUCAAUUGGUAAUUUUGGAUUUAAUUUGAUCAGAGAAUCUACCAUUAGCACUUUAAGAUGAAGCCAGAAGAAUAAAGUAUCAUUUUGGUCCUCAAUUUUUUGAAUUAAAAACAAUUGGAGCUUAAUUAACAUUUUCUGUAGGUGAUAAGGUUGUCAAAAACUUUACAAUAAUUGAAAGACAUUAUUUUAGGAAUAUCUUAUUGAGAAGCUAUGAAUUUCAAUUUCCAUUUUGCAUUCCAAAUUCAACAAAUACAUGGGAACAUAUUUAUACAAUUCCAGAUAUAGAUGAAGAUGUUGUAAGGAUGUUAAUUUAUUAAAGAAAUAAUUAAUGAUAGAUAAUCCUUAUGAUACUAAAUCCGAUAGUUUUUAUUUUGUUGGCGAUACUUUGAUUAUGCAUAAUAAAGCUGAAUAUGAUUACUCUCCAAUAAAUGAAUGAGUU
This is a messenger RNA of Paramecium pentaurelia, 641 nucleotides long. The record is from the annotation of a GenBank genome assembly. NCBI's taxonomy places the organism in Eukaryota, Ciliophora, Oligohymenophorea, Peniculida, Parameciidae.